CGGACAAGGAACGGUAGUGAAUGGUAAAAUUGUGUUCGUUGUGAAAAACUUUUAUUGUAAAUAAAUUUUCUAGUGAUAAUUUGUAUUAAAACUAUGAAAUAAUAUAAAGUAUAUAACAGUAUUAAAGUGUGCAAUGUAUAAAAGGCGUCCAGAAGUCAGUUGCUUGCUUGAAAAAUGCAAAUGAAAAAGUGAUUAAUGGUUGGCUAUUGCGGAAAACGCAAAAGGACCACAGGAAUAGUAAAGUAGAAAAAGAAAUUGUAAAAUGAUUGUUUAAGAGGAGUGUGGGAAGUAAGGGUUGAAAGAAUGUGUCAAUAAAAGGUGGUCGAAAAGAAGCGCUAAUAAAGCGAAUAGUGUGGAGUUGGAUAGGAUAAGAGGAAUGUGAAUAAAGCAAAUGGCAUACAAAACGAACGAACAAAGCUAAAAUAGACCGUAGACGCGAAAUGCGAAAAGAAAAAUAUGAAAAUUAGAAACGGGUUGCAAAAGCAGGUUGAUUUAUUAGAUUAGUAAUAAAAUAUGCAAAGAGGGUUACAGAUUUGUAAAAAAAAAUAUUGGGUGCAAUACUAUAAUUUUGAUGUAUAGAUGAUUUAUAUAUUUGAUGACAACCUUCAAUUACUGAAGAAAGUAGACAUAAAUACUAAUUGACAGAUAUUCUUAAUUGUAAUUAAGUAAAUAUUGUUCUAAUUAUACAAACUAUAUUUUACGAUUUACUACAAAUUUCUUAUUCCGAUCCACAAGAAGAAAUCAAACAUAUCUCGUUUUUAGCCACUGUGAUUAGAAACAUUUAUUUUUGCAUUGCAUUUAAUAUUAAAGUACUUAAAAAUGCAGACCUGUUUUCUACGAAUGGAGCAGGCAAAAUAGAAUAAGCAAACGUAAAGAGAAAAUCAAACUCGUUGAGGGGGCGCAGCGAAAAUUCGGACAGAACAAUGCAAGGAGGACGAAAAAACGCAGUGAAAAGUAAAGCGCACGGAAAAUUUUCAAUUCAUAAAAAAACUGCUCAUUAAAAAUAAGGCAAUACAAGUGAUAAAGUGUACCAAGUGCAAACUAAUUAAAAACUACGUUGUGAAUUAUUGAAGUACGAAAGAAUUUUAUAAAUUUUGUAUGAAAAACUAACUUGCUAAAAAAAAUUUCCCACACGCGCACACAACCAAACGCACACACACGCGGAUACCGCACAAAAUCUCAAACAAAAAGGAAAUCAAUAAACGCAAGAAGGCAAGAAGCGGACCGUAGUAGAAGCACAAGUGGAAGUGGAAUUUAAAAGAAGAAGCAAAGGAAAAGGUGAAGGUGAAUUGAGUGCGCGAAAGUCGGAAAGAAAAAAUGAAUCGUAAUAAAAUGAUGUGAAAAUGCGGGACAUUAAAAAAUUUCAGCGUGGAGGCUGAGAACUGCAAGCAACUCUCGACUGAUUGACAAGAAAAUCAAGAGACAGACGAAUUGGAGAAAUAUAUGAUUGUCUUGCCAGUGAUUGUAAAAGUAGUUUGCAUAAAUAAUUAGAAAACAAAUAACGAAAAAAAGGUUGAUUUUAUUUGCAUUGUAGUUUAAUAGUUAAACGGUAGUAAAAAAGAAAUUCCAAUUUAACAAAGGAUGGAAAUGGCCAGCAGCGCCGCAAAUGGGUCUGGCAGCACAACUUCUCACAGUGGUGUCGUGGGCAAUACUUUGCCAUCUCUCUUUGUCAGUGAUCACAAUGGCGGUAGCUCAUUAGUUAAUAGCAAGGAUUUAGAUGGUCUAAUUGCUAUGAACGAUAGCGCACUUUCACAACAAAUCGAAUUUAUACUGCAAGAAGCUCCCAUGGAGCAUGACGACAAUGAUAUUAAUGAUCAUUUAGAUAAUGAAAGAUCUGCGAAUAUAGAAACAGUCAGCAGCGUUAACUCUAACCCUACCAUUAAACUACAAAACCCACCGAAUAUAAUAGUAACAAGCGCUUCCGAGUUCCCAAGAGCACAUGUGACCAGUGACGGUGCGGCGACGAUUGCAGCAACACAAGCAAUGGCGCAACAUCAUUUAUUGAAUGGUCGUCGGAUCAUAAUACAAACUACACAAACUUCAAAUAUGAUUAAAGAGGAGGAAGCGGAUCCAGAAUUAAACGAUGAAAAUUUACAAGAUAUUGAAGAAGAGGAACAAGCUGCUGAAGCUGAAGAAAAUCAAAUGCAACUCCAGCAUUCAGAUAUCAAAAUGGAGCAAGAUGAUAAUGUCGAACAAGAAUUUAUUAGAACUGGUAUAAAUUAUAUAAGUACGCCCACGAUAACUGCACACCAUACUCAGCUGCAUGGCGCACAACCACAACAAAUAGUUUUGCCGGCCGGCUCAAUAGUCGGCACAACAACGACUGGGCGCACUUUGACAGUGCCAGUUUCCGAGGCAUUGGCUCAACUGCAACGUCGACCGGUAUAUAUAAGUAAUGCCAUGGGCGGCAUGACUGGCGCUACAUUCGUACGCAUGCCAGCUGUGAUAAGUCGCAGUCCAAUGACUGUGUUAAAUGUAGUACAACAGGGUGUACCCGGUAGCGGACCAACACAGCUUAUCCUACAGGCGACACCGGUAUCCAACACAGGCACACAAAUGACGGUGGUCACAUCUAGUCCAUCGGCAGCAAACACUAUGCCCACAUUACCACCAGUAUCGACUGGAAUCACAGAAGCAGUUGCAGUCACUUCCACACCGCCAACAAUAAUGCCGGCCCUAACAGCAACACCAACACAAUCUAUAUCCCCAUCGACUGCAUCAUCAUCGCCAUUAUCGUCUUCUGGUCAUGUUGCGUCUUCCACAGUGGUAGCCACUACUGCUGCUGCUGCUGCGACGACAUCGUCAGCGGCCAAGAGUAGUACAACAACACAAGCCACCACAAAUGGUAGCGCGAAUACCAACUCGACUUCCAGUGGCACCACAACCGGAAAUUAUCAAUGUUUCUCCUGUGUGGAAGAGUUCGAAUCCAAAGAACUGUACGACAUACAUUGCUCAGGCCACGCCAACAACAUGAAAUGCGCUAUAUGCAAUAUGGUGCUAAAGUCACUCAAAAACUACGAGAAACAUUGUUUACGCUGCAAGCCGUACGAGUGUCAGAUAUGUGGACGUGUUGUGCGUUUCCGGCCGAAUUUCAUUAAACACAUGCGUGUGCACACGGGUCAGCAAUCCGAACGGCACAAAUACAAAUGCGACGUUUGUCACAAGGAAUUCAUGAGUUUCGAAUAUUUCAAGGUGCACAAAAAGAUACACAAUGAGAAUGUGAAUUUGACUUGUGAGAUUUGUGGUAAAGUAUUUAGUGCGUUGGCGUCACUGCGUGGCCACUCCAAAUUGCAUUCGGGCGUCAAAUUGCACAAAUGUGAUGUGUGUGGCAAAGGUUUCGGUCAGCGCUACAAUUUGAAAAUACACGCACGCACACACACCGGCGACUUUCCGUUCGAGUGCAAAGUGUGCAAGAAGAAAUUGCACACACAAUCUUCCCUACAAACACAUAUGCAAGUGCAUCAACGCGAUCAGAACUCGCAAGCCACCAACACGGGCAAAAACGAAAAAAAUGCGGCGUCCAACUCCACAGCGUCGACAUCAGCAGCGACGACUGCUACAAUUGUAAAGCUGGAGUCACAGCCGAAGGAUGAUGGACCCAGCACCAGUGGCAUGCAACGUCACUUGCAAAAGCAGCUGCUUGAAGAUAUGGACGAUGACAACUCGGGAAUGAGUGAUAGCAUGCAAGGCGUUGGCAAUAUCAGUCGUAUUGUAUCCACAUCGUCUUUGAGCACUGUUGGUGUUGGCGCACAUAAUAUGCAAACAACCACAGCUGAGGAUUCCUCAAAUGAAUCUUCGAAUGCAUCGCACGAACUAAAACAACAACAAUUGCGACAACAACCACUGCUGGUCACACCCACACGCACCAUUGUCAUCAAGAACUACAUGCAGAAUGAGCAGAGUGUGGGACUGGCACAGCCACAAUCGCAACAUCAAACUAAUGUCAUACAGAGUAAUAACCAAAGUGGCAGUAGUACGCUGCAACAACAAUUGCUGCGUAAAACGCCCAUCAUACAUUCUACAGGUGGCGCUGGUACGCUCUCCUCCGCUUUGGCGAGCGUGGUGCAGCAAAUCGGCACCUCUCCCUCGCCAUCGCCCUCCUCCUCGUCGACAUCAUGUUCCUCGUCAGUGGUUGUCUCGAAAUCUGGUGCACCACUUUCGCUCGCCUCCACCGCCAUUGGCACCUCCACCAUACGCAGUACACGCAAUCACUUGUCGCCAUUCAAUUCGUCGCUAACUUCGUCGAGCAGUCAGCACCACCACCGUGCGUUACAGCGCAAUAAUAACCACCGAAAUCAUAAUAACAACAACAACCACCGGCGUCGACAUCCAACCCAUUUGGACGAUGAUGACGAUGACGAUUUGGAUGAUUUUGUCGAUUCGACACAUUCGCAUCAUCGUACGUCGUCGUUGCGUGUGAAUGGUCAGCAUUUUGAUGAUGACGACGACGAUGAGAAAUCCUCCCCGUCCUUGGCCACAGCGGCCAUUAUCAAAGUCGAACCGAAUCUGUAUUCAUCCGGUUCGGGUGACAAUUCAAAUGAAAUGCUCAUUAAGGAAGAGGUGAUGUUCGAGGAUUCGGCACAUCAUUCGCCACACUCGCCGCCAAGUUCGAAAUUUCGCAUGUCGAAUUUCGAUAGUGAUUUGGAUCAACAUGUCGAUUUGAAUCACACGCUGCCGCCAUAUGGAAAUCUCUUUGACCCGCAUUCCAUACCCGAUACCAUUCCAGUGCAAUUGUAUCCGGACGAUGAUGAUGAUUUCCGGCUGGAUCACAGCUCAUUGGGACCGUUGCAUCAGACGUCGUCGUCCACCACCGAUGGUGAUUUUAUUAAGAAGGAAUGGGUGUACGGCGCUGGUUCCAGUUACACGAUGAACGGCAAGUUCGGUGAUGAUAGCGAUGCGCUCUGUGACUCGGCGAAUUUCAUUUACGACUGAACAGGAGCAGCAGCGUCACAUUUGAGCAGCUGAGUGAGCAGUAGUGUGAUUAUCAGCAUGAAACGAAGUGAGAUUGUGAGUGCACCGCGUACAUAUUAUGGAUGCAUAUGCAAAUCGAAAAAUUACACAAACAUAUAUAUAUAUAUAUAUAAAUAUAUAAAUUGAUACGAGUGCCGACCAGAAGGAAGCAAUGAAAAAUGUUGCGUACAACAAAUGCCAAUAUUAGCAAGUAUUUUUUUUCUGUCUGUAUUGUUAAACGAAAUUAAGCUAGAAAUUCUUAAACCCCCCUAAAAAACAAAAACAAAAACACUCAAUGUAAUGGAAAAUAUUGUUAUUUUAGUGUUAACCAACACUAAAAAAACCCAAUUGGAUGUUAAAUAAUUCGAAAGUAACCAAAACAAAAGCAAAACAAAUUCGUAGUAGUGAAUACGCGCGCAAAUGUAGGCAAUGCAAUCAGUAGUUAUAAUAAUAUUACAUAUAUACACACUUACAUAUAUGUAUCUGGAUAUGAGUAGUUGUGUCUGUGUGUGUGUUUGUAUAAUUGCUCACCAGCGCGUACUUGACUGACCGUAAGGAACUGCUGCAGGAAGUGGCUUCUUCCAUGACACUUGUUUCGCAAUCUCAAAAAACAAAAAACACACUAUCUCUCUUUCUAAUACACACACACUCUCUCUCUCUCUCUCUCUUUCGCUCUCGCUCUAACUCAAACUGUUUUUUGGCUAGCACAAAUGAUUUUUAGUUUUUAGUGUUAAUUGAAAGCAAGCAACAAGCGUACAUAUAAAACAUAUUUAAAAAAAAUCUAGCUAAUAAGUGUAUAAGUAAUUAAUGAUGCUCUAAUUAACGCAAUUUAAAUGUGUGUAAAUAUUAUUAUUGCAAAGUAAUUAUUAUUUUUUCCAUUAAUAUUUUACUAAUUUAUUUCGUUUGAAGUUGUUCGAUUCGAUUUCAAUUUGUGUGUUGUGUUGUGCGUAAAAAGUGUAAGUGUAAAAUUUUAACAAAAAAAAAAAGUUGCUAACAUUUUCGAAAACAAAAUCUAUACUUUUAUUGAUGUUGUUGUCGGCAUUUAGAUUUGUUUCUGGGUUGUUGCCUAAUGAAUGCAUGCAUUAUAGAAAAAACAUGAUGCUAUACAGCGUUUCCGGCGAAGAAAAAACAAGCAAUAAAAACUAAAAAAAAAAAAAAAAUUGUAAAAAAAAUUUGGUUGCCUACUUUUCUGCGCCGAACGGAUUUUCGAAAAUUCUAAACAGUUUAUUUUGCACAGUUUUUGCAUUAAUUUUGACUUCACUUGUUGCAGCGGCACAUUUUCAAAUAUUUUUGAAAUUUAAAUUUUCGAAAUUUGAAAUUUUCGAAAAAAAAACUUUUGUUUCAAGCUUUAUGCGAUUAUUGCAUUAAUUUUGACUUCACUUGCCGCAGAAAUAUUUCAAAUAUUUUUGAAAUCUAAAUUUUCGAAAUUUGAAAUUUUCGAAAAAAACUUUUUUUUCGUUCUUUAGUUCAUAUUUAAAUAUUUUUACUAAGAUUUCAAAGCUUUUAGUAUUUUCAAAAAUUGUUUAAGCAUUAUUUUCGCAUGCUGCAUGUUGUGUAUUUAAACAUAUUUCAAAAUCUUUUAAAACAGCAACAAAUUACAAACAAAAAACUAUCAAAACAUGUUAUAUAUUUGUCUGAGCAUGAAAAAAAUUCUGAAAUUCAAGCAAAUUUCGUGAAAACUAAAAAUUAAAAAAAAAUAUUGUGUGUUGCUCUUGCUAUCCCUUGAAGCAAAAAUCAUUAAUAAUUAUUGGUAAAAAAAAAAUAAACUAAAAAAAAUAAUAAUAUUGUAUAUUGAAAAUAUACAUGCGGGCAUACUUGAAAAUAAAAAUGAAUUUAGUGAAAUUUUGUGCAACAUUUGCACAAACACACACACAUACACAUUCGCGCAUGUUUAAUUUUUCAUUAGUAUUAGUUGCAAGCAUGCGUAUAUUGAACAAAAUACUAUAAUAAAUUAAAUGUAGUAAAAUUAGUAAAAAAUAAAGAUAAAAGAGGAGGAAAAUAAUUCCAAAAGUUAGCAUAACGGUACUAAAUCAUUUUAAAGGUUACUAAUUCUACCCCACAGUGACUUAAGAGUCCAAUAUCCUUCAAAUCAGUUACAUAAACCAAUAAAUUGCACGAAUUUCGAAUUUUAUUUCCUCGAAUUUACGAAUUAAUUCCUCUUAACAGUGCAUUCCAUUAUUUUAUUGCACUUUCGUUAAAAAAAAUUUAAUUUAAAUUAUUUAAAAAACAAAUUAGAAAAAAGUGUAAAAUUUUUUUAUAAUGUCAAAUGAAACGCGUUUCUUCGAUAUCAUGAUUGUUAGAAAAUCGCUUACAUUUCGCACUCGUUUUUAUGCUGCCUGUAUUCAUUUAGCAACAACAGAAACAAAAGCAAAGUUUUUAACGAAACAUUUGUCGACGAAAACAAAAAAGCAGACAAAAUAAUAAAAGUAAAUGUGAAUGCGCAAUACAAAUUAACAAAAGGUUGCUAUUUAUUUGAUUUUAAAAUCUUAAUUUCAUUUAAAAAAUGUAUAUAAAAAAAAUUUAUUUAAAAACUAUAUAAAAAAAAUUAUUUAAAAAAUUUUUAAAUUAAAAAAUUCAUAUAUUUUUUAAUAAAAAAAUUUUGCAAUCAAAUAAUUUUUUGUUUAAAAAAUUGUAUAUAUUUUUUUCUUACUAAUAUGUUACACAAAAAUAAUUCCACAAAUUUUUAUUUUUUCAACUCUCAAAAGGUGUUACAUUUGUAUUUAAUAAGUUUAAAUAAUUGUACAUAUAUUUUUUUAUUAAAAUUAAAUAAUUUUCUAAAAAAAAAAUUCUGUAAUUCUAAUAAAUUUUUUUUUUUUAAUUUUCUUUCUUGCUUUUCAAAUCAAAAUAUUUUUCUAUAUUUUUUCUUUAAUUUUAAUUAAAAAAUAUUUUUCUUUAAUAUUUUUUUCUUAAAAUUUAUUAAUCUUAACCUUAAACACAACUCUGACUUCCGUACUUUGAUCGAAUAAGUUGAUGCUUCAUUUGUUUUAUCGCCGGCUUUUUGCUUUUUACCUAUGUUAUUAUGUUCACACCUAAACCAAAGAUACGAAAUGUUCGUUAACAUUACUGUUUUGUACUCUGUAUGCGCACAAACAUACAUAUUUA
Messenger RNA from Zeugodacus cucurbitae (melon fly), 8052 nucleotides. Its product is annotated as PR domain zinc finger protein 2. Lineage: Eukaryota; Metazoa; Arthropoda; Insecta; Diptera; Tephritidae. The transcript has 4 exons. Gene Ontology annotation, biological process: regulation of transcription by RNA polymerase II. Bases 1582 to 4932 code for a protein of 1116 amino acids. The record is from RefSeq and is a predicted model, not a curated record. Gene Ontology annotation, molecular function: DNA-binding transcription factor activity, RNA polymerase II-specific; RNA polymerase II cis-regulatory region sequence-specific DNA binding.